GGAACCAUGCAUGUGAUGUAAGGACAGACUGAAAGAUGCUAAACACAGACAGAAACUAAGGCAUACGAAGUUGACAAAUUUGAACCAAAAUCUCCUGGACUACAGAGUUUUAAAACUGUAGUAAUUAUUUAACAUGAUUGCAAGUCCUUCUCGUUGUCUUGUCUCGUAGCUAGUUAAAUUUAACGUGUAUAUUACUAAUAUACCCCUCCGGCUUUCUGCCUUUUGCUGAUUUAACUUACUUGUGGGUUUUUUUUUUUUCUUUCUGCACCAUCGAUGUAAACUGGCUGUCGGGGGCGGGAGGUGUUUCGCUCUGUGUCGCUCCCUGACAGAACUGAGCACAGGAAGUUGUAGCUGCCAGUUGCACCAAUCAGCUGAGAGGUUACUUGGACGCCCUGCCCAAACAAUACAGAGAGCAGGUCAGAUCGCUGGAAAUACAGUGCUGUUAUUUGAUGUUUUACGAUAGACAGGUUUUUAUAAAUCUACUUGAAGGCUUUUUGUCGUGUUUGCAAAAUGAGCGACGCCGGGCCAGGUAUUUUCAAACCGUAUCGGGACGAUGUGAUAGCACAGUAACGAGUGGAGACAUAGCCCCUGUUAGCAACCGCUAGCACGGUGUCAGAGGCUAACCGAGUUAGCUCACGUUUGUGACAACAGCCGGUAGCUAACUUAGUAGUAAAAGUUGUUUUUGAGAAGCUCACUACGGAGAGUAGCGUGAUGCCGAUCAUCUGUUGAACAUUUUUCGCUUUGGUGAAUCAACAAGGCAACCAACCGGCUGAGUCCGAUGUGUUUAUAUCCGUUCGUAACGUUGCAUGGUUGACAUUCAAGCUAUCGCAAGAACAACGUUAGCUUAGCUGCUGCAUAAACGACAACAUCUACCAAACUGGACAAAACUUUGGAUUUAGUCGGGUUUAAAUCGGGUUCGGCGGGUUCGCUGACCCCUCAGAAGAAGAUGAAGAAGAGGAAGGAGCUGAACGCCUUGAUCGGGCUCGGGGACAGCAAGAGAAAGAAGACCAAAAAGGGGUCCGGUCACCGACUGCUCCGAACCGAGCCGCCGGACUCUGAGUCCGAAUCCAGCUCGGACGACGACGAGUUCAAUAACCUGAGCAGCGGAGCCAGCUUUGGGAAACGAAGCUACACGCAGUGCUGCAAUGUGUGCUACCCCUUGUUUUUGUUCAUCAUACUUGCAGCCUGUGUUAUGGCCUGUGCUGGACUCAUAUGGAUGCAGAUUGCGCUGAAAGAAGAUUUAGAUUCACUGAAAGAGAAGCUGCAUAGCAUGGAAUCCAGCCAAAAGGUGUCAUCAAGUGAAAUACCAAAACUAGGCGAGGACCUGAAGAACAAGGAGAGAAAGCUUGAUGACAUUGAAAACGGGGAUAAGGGGCUGAGCAAGCUCUGGUCUAACCUAACAGAGAUGAACAGAAAGAUCAGUUUGCUGGACUCUGCUGUAAAUCAUUUAAAGGCCAACUUGAAAUCAGCUGCUGACUUAAUCAGCCUUCCCACUACAGUUGAAGAGCUUCAAAAGAGUGUCGCUACGAUUGGCAGCACACUAACAAGUGUUCAGCACGAUGUGAAGACGAUGCAGGCUGCUCUUGAAAAUCAGAAGAAAGAUGAUGAGUUGAAGAAGACAAUGGACAUAACAGACCUGAGAAAAGCAGUGAGUGAGGCCAACAAGACAGAGGAGCUGCAUCAUAAACAGUCUGAUGAGCAGAUUCACAUCCUCCUCUCUACAGUCGCAGAACUUAAGCAGAGAGUGUCGUCACUAGAGAACGGUUCAAAGGAAAAAUCAAAGGACAAUGACGCAGCAGCAAUCACCAGUGGAAAUUCAGCAGCCGACACGGUAAAAGAAGCUCCUACAACCAAAGCAACACCUGGGGAUGUUCAAGAGGUAUCCACACCACUGACAGAGCCUCAGACAAGCAGACGCCCACGCUUUUUAACUCCAAACCGCUCGAAGAGAAAUGCUAGGACAAAAUGCCCAAAGACGGUGUUCCUGCCUGGUGUCAGCUCUCUGAAAGACUUAGAAGACCUCUUCCAGCAGGCAGGCGGGGGACGUGAUUCACUGGGACUGACCUACGACAACCUGAGGAAAGCAUUUGGAAUAUCAACUCCCAGAGUUCGUACCAUGGAGUGUUUUGACAAUGAUGGAGACCAGAGGUACUCCCUGAUAGAGUUGAGAGCUGCUCUGGGUUUGUGAGCACAUCAUCACUGACAGCAGUGAACAGUAUUGAAUACCCAGCGGGGUCUGGGCAGUUUGAAGUUCCCAACCCUUUUCUGUAAUUGCUGCACUUUUGUGAACUGAAUAUUUAUCAUACUGAUUGUGGAACAGUGGCGCUGGCAUGCAGCAUACUCACCCUAUCCUGGUCUAGUUUAACACAACCUCAUCAACAAAACAUAUGCUUACAUUUUAAACGUCAUCCAUAUGAAUACAUGUAUUUGAAAUAUUCAGCUCUUAUUUUAGCAAUUUUCAUGGUCACCAUUAAAUAAAAUAUUGUGAAUUAUUUUGAAUCCAGUUUUCCACCCUCAAUUCUCAGAUUUAGUUUUUUCUGCACCUGUAUUAUUAUUAUGUUGUCUCAUUUUGAUGUACCAUUUUUGUUUAUUUAGUUCUCUGGAGGCUGUAACUGUCAGUCUACUUCCCCACCCAUCAAUACAACUCACCUGAACCUUAUUUAUAGAACCUGAGAUAUAAUUUUAGGAAUGUUUACAAAUUACUAUUAGAAAAAGCAUUUUUGUGAGUCUUUGUUUUUAGACAGAUGCCUAACUUAACUGAAACAAACAAUUGAGCAAAAGAGUGGAUUUUAUGUAUGCUCUUUCCUAAGCUAAACAAACUUAACGUUUUCUUCCUGCUUGUUUUUUUCUUCAUUUAUUUUCAGACAGUUGCUCCAUUUUGAUUGUGUGUAGUACCUCUGUACAUUUGUUUUUGCUUGUUAUUUUUGCAGCUUUCAGUUCUACACGUUUUGAAGGGCUAUGAACACUUUGAAUCAUUCGUAAGACUUUUGAAGUGGUAACUCUUGAGGCAUAUGUAGCAAUAACAAAAUUACAUAGAUAUUGCUUGUUUAAAAUUGCAGUAGACAGGAGGGCAUACCUAGCUCACAAUGUGUAACAGGUAGUAUAAAAAGCACUGACCAUCACUCUUUACUUGAUCCAUUUUAUUCCAUUUUAAUGGGCCUAAUAAUGGUGUAUUUACAUAACAAAUUUGUCAGACAUUGUAAAAUGUAAAAAUGGUUUAAAUGUAUUCUCACAAAUUAUCUUGUGAAGGGGGUCUUUAACGGUCUUAAUCUCAACAUUGUACAUUUUUUAAAUAAUUCUGUUGUGCUUUGCAUGUUGCUUAUAAUGUAACAUGAGCAAAUUAUUUAUAAACUUAACAUAGUCGAAUACUUGUUUUUGCAGGACAAUGUAACAGCUUUGCCCAUCAUGACGGUAGAUUUUGGGUUCAUGCUGCUGCUGUACAUGGGGAGAUUUUAUGAAUGUGUUUUUGUGUGAGCACCAAUGAAUAAACACAAAAUUAAAAGUU
Messenger RNA from Centropristis striata (black sea bass), 3505 nucleotides. RefSeq names its product EF-hand calcium binding domain 14 (gene efcab14). NCBI's taxonomy places the organism in Eukaryota, Metazoa, Chordata, Actinopteri, Perciformes, Serranidae. The record is from RefSeq and is a predicted model, not a curated record. The coding region runs from base 947 to 2188 and encodes 413 amino acids. The transcript is spliced from 9 exons.